Molecule: messenger RNA, 342 nt
Organism: Parnassius apollo (apollo)
Lineage: Eukaryota; Metazoa; Arthropoda; Insecta; Lepidoptera; Papilionidae
Source: the annotation of a GenBank genome assembly
AUGGAUCUUCCAGUUGUGGGUGAUUCAGACGAUGAUGAAAUGGUCUCCCACGAACUAGAGCAAAUGAGGAGUAUAUUGGAAGAGGCGAUUUUAGAAACGCGCAGCAUGCCUCUCGAAAAUCGACCGCGACUUCCCCGCAUACCCCUAAGCAAGCGAAAUCGGGCUGUCGUGAGGGCUCUUAACCUAAUGCUGGUAACCUAUUUGGAAGCCAGCCGGGACCUUUGCGAGACGGACUCAGUUCUUUUUGGCGCCGCAGUGGCAGCUUGCCGUAUUAUUGGUGCCAAACUUCCCAUGGCUGGACGCGCUACUAAACAAAGUAGCGCCAUCCCAGCCUGGAGAUAA